Messenger RNA from Drosophila pseudoobscura, 951 nucleotides. RefSeq lists its product as uncharacterized. The record is from RefSeq and is a predicted model, not a curated record. Lineage: Eukaryota; Metazoa; Arthropoda; Insecta; Diptera; Drosophilidae. The transcript has a single exon. The coding region runs from base 269 to 934 and encodes 221 amino acids.
UGCAACACGUGGCGGUAAAAUAUUUACAAUUCAACUGUUGAGCCAAGCAACAGAUAAUUGCAUGUCUUCCGGCAACAAAAUAGCGUUUUUGCCACUUCUAAUAUCGUGUAUCGAUUGAACAAGGUCUCUGCCUAAGUGGUGGUUCGUUGAACUUGCACCCCGCAAACCACAAGCAAAUUAUGCAAGAAAUCAGCCAAGCCUGAAAGUGCCACAGACUUAUAAACUGUCAAUGCCUGUUGCAGCGGCAACUACUAGUUGAGCGGCAAUCAUGUGGCAGUUGGCAUUGGCAUUGGGACUUCUCCAGCAGCUGAAUGCACCACCGGCAUCUCCUACGGCCACGGCCAUUGUGGUAGAGCGGAACAUGUUUGCCUACUACAAGGUGCCGGCAGCUCAACUGCUUCUGGACACCGAGGAAACCAGUAGCAGCAGCAGCGGCAGCAGCAGUGAUUCCAAAAAGUUUAAGAGCGACCUGUACUUUGUGCUGCAGUGUCCACCCAAAUUGGAUACGGGCAUACCCAAGCCCAAGGACAUGCAGACCUGCAGUGUGGUGGAUCAGUACAAAGGGAUGUGGAAGAAGCCGUCGCCGCCACAGCCGAAGAAACACCUCCAUAUGGUGCCAUUUCGGAUUGUGAUGCGCCCGCUGCGACCCCCUGCAAUGCGAAGGACAUAUCGUCGCCGCAAACGUCACCAGAAUAGCGAUCAGGAGGAUGAUGAAGAGGAAUCCACACCCUUGCAGCAUCUGGGACAGCCACAUAUCCGACAGAAGCUACUGAAACUAAAGGCAGACCAUCGAAAGUUCAAACGAGGCAGUAGCUCCCAGGGAUAUCAGCACAUGUAUCAUCGUGAUGAGUCGUACAACGAUCACAUAUUCUAUGACGAUCUCCAAGCCGAUGGACAGUAUCAUAAAUACGGAAAACAAAUACAAUCUGAAUAAAUCGUGAUAUAUUCAAG